Messenger RNA from Paramecium tetraurelia, 1179 nucleotides. RefSeq lists its product as uncharacterized. The transcript has a single exon. The record is from RefSeq and is a predicted model, not a curated record. Lineage: Eukaryota; Ciliophora; Oligohymenophorea; Peniculida; Parameciidae.
AUGCAAACUGAUUAUUUUUCUUAAAGAUCAGCAAAGCCUCAUAGUUAGAGUACUAAGAAUCUUGAUUAGCAAUACAGAGCACCAAAAGUUAGUGCAUCAACUAUAUAUUCAGUUCCUUGCAUGAAUUGCGAGAAUCUGAUUCCGAUAAAUGAGAUCGAUCAACAUACAAUGAAAUGUCUAAGUGUUUCAAAGAAUGUGACAGCAGUACUAAAAUCGAAUAGGAUUCUAGAUGAAAUCAAUUUCAAGAUCUCAAAGCUGAGAGAUUCCAUAUAGUAAUUAAAUGCAAAAGAAUCGAAAUAAGAGAACAGCAAAUAUUUGAUUAGAGCAGAUGAAAUGUGUGAAUAAAUAUAGACAAUCCAAAACAAUAACCAAAUUGAAUUCAGAAAAUUGCAGGAUUUAAAUUAAGAGUUACGAACAAUGACAGAAUCUUACCGUGGUUCAUUGGCUAUAGCCUUGUAUUUGGAAAGAUUGCAUUCUUUGGGAUUGUAAAAGCAAACCCAAUUAGAAAAGGAGAUUCGUACUCCUAGAGUCGAUGUUCAAAAGCACAACAUCAACCAAACGAAUACUAAAUAACCAAGCAAUGUGAAUGGUAAAUAAUUAGGCAACAAUUACAACAGCCAAUCAUAAUCAUCCUCUUAUUUUUUCUAAUAGCCUUCAGAAUACAGCAGAGGUUCUCAAUUGCCUUCAGAAUAGAAUAGAAAUUCACAAUUGCCACCUCCAUCAUCAUUUUAGAAUUCUCCUUAUGGAAGACCUACCAUAAUCACCAAGUUCUCAGGUAGCUAAGAUAGAAGUCAAAUGUAUGAUAUGAAAAGUGAGAUCUUGACUAAGAUAUCAACGUCCUAAUUAGAUGAAAGUGAGGCAAACUAAAAUGAUAGUGAUCUUAAUAACUCAAAUCAAUAGAAUUAGCAAUAAAGGAUAUUCUAUUCGAAGUGUUUAGCUUAGAAAACAAAAUUACCCAACACUCACCCAUCUCAAAAAAUACCUUUGUGUAUUCUACAUAAGGAGAUGCUUCAGAGAAAGAUUCCGAGUUCAAUGUGGGAUAAAUUCAUCUUAGACGCUUUAAACAACCCUCAUCAAUAUCUGGAUAUGAACAAAGUGCAGAACACUCAAGGCUUGAAGAAUCAACUAAGAUCGAUGACUCAGGAACACUAAUUCAAGUAAAGAAUACACAAUAUUUGA